AUGGAUAAAAAUUGCAAAAAAUGUGGCAUUCAAAGUGACAGAUUUGUUCUUUGCUCUUCUUGCAUAAUAUCUCACUUUCAAGAUGAAUUAACUUGGACAAGCAAAAAUCAAGAGCUAGAUACAUUCAUUAAAUAUACUCAUAUAAUGGCAUCCAAUCCAAACAAGGCAGCUUGUUGGGCUAAAUGGGAAGAGUUUACUAAUAUUGAGAAGGCGUCCAAAGAGACAUUAGAUGAACUCGUUGUUUUAAAAACAGUUGGAAAUCAAAGUAAUUUAUCAAAUAUUAUGAAUGAAGCAGCAGCUCUAUUUCACUGUUAUAACCAGAAAACAAGUUGUUUUACUGUUAAGGGGUUUACACAAGAUCCGAUUAAUAUGCAAUACUAUAUUAUAACCACAUAUGCAGAAUGUGGGGAUUUGCGUCGAUACAUGCGCGAAAAUCCAACUCUAUCGUUGAGGGACAAAAUUUUCAUAAUAUGGGACAUUAGCGUAGAUUUAGAGAGAAUCCAUGAAGAUGGACUCGUUCAUCGUGACAUUCACGCCGGAAACAUCUUGUAUACCCGAAACGUUGGGCAUUUUAGGCGAGAAGUUCCAAUACAUUUAAUGAAAAGUUGCUGGCAUGAAAACCCACUGCAGAGGCCUACAGCAAAAGAAAUCAAAGACAAAGUAAGUGAUUGGUGUUUGUACGCGGAUGAAGAAAAAAUACAACAAAUGACCGAGGCUGAAGAAAGACAAAUUAUUUCCCAUACUCCAUUUGAUGGUAGAGAAAAUAGCUCAGAAGCUAUUUAUACAAGCAGAUUAUUGCCAUUAGUCGUAUCAUCUAUACACACUGAAGCUGAAGCGAGACAAAUAACUUCUCAUGAAGAAGAAGAAGAGAACCCAGAAGCUAUUUAUGCAAACGGAUCAGUGCCAUUGGUUUUAACAGUUGAAGAGCCACCUAUACACAAAAUUGAAGAAGACUAA
Molecule: messenger RNA, 957 nt
Organism: Dentiscutata erythropus
Lineage: Eukaryota; Fungi; Glomeromycota; Glomeromycetes; Diversisporales; Gigasporaceae
Source: the annotation of a GenBank genome assembly